AAAAUUACCAUUUUUCUUCAGAUUAUUUUUGCAGUUGGACACAAUAUCAUGGUCGAUAAUUUUACAGUGGGUCAUCAAGCCUUUUUGCAGGCCUGUGCCCGAUUCAGUGUGAUGACUCCAAAUCAGUAUUUGGAUAUCAUGAAAGCGGUAAAAACUAAAUAUUUCAACGAUGAAAAUGCGGCAAAUGAUGAGGAUGCGGCCGUUCGAAAAAUGGUCGACGAAAUCAAUGCCAAAUUGAUUGAACGUGAAAUUGAUCAACGGCUAAAUUUUGUACACUAUGAAUGGGAUGACGUAUGCGUGGAGUUUUUGAUCUUUUGUAACACAUUCGCAACAAUUGGUCCAUCACCAAUCGCCAGUGAAGUCGAGUGCAAUUUCAUGAAGAGUAUCAUGGAAAAAAUUUUGAUGAGCGAUACACAUUCCAUCACAAUAAUGUCGGCAAUUCAAUUGUGUUCGACAUCAUCGCAAGCCACUCAGUCACAGGCAACAUCGAAAAAAAUCACCAAACAACGGGCCGAAGAAUUGUUGGACGAAUGGGAGAAUAUCGGCUAUUUCAUGGCAACCGGCGAUAUAAUCACAUUGGGCCCAAGGGCUAUUGGUGAAUUUCGUGAUACAUAUCGAACGAAAUUUGGUGAUUUUAUACAAUGCUGUUUUCUUUGCAAUGGACUUGUGCUUCAGCCGAAAUUCUGUCCGAAUGACCAAUGCGAUGCAGUGCUGGACAAGAAAUGUUUCAACAAUUAUGUGGCAAAAAAGAAAAAGUGCCCAGCUUGUAAAACCGAUUGGAAAGAAGAUGCAUAG
This is a messenger RNA of Contarinia nasturtii (swede midge), 795 nucleotides long. Its product is annotated as non-structural maintenance of chromosomes element 1 homolog. Gene Ontology annotation, biological process: DNA damage tolerance; double-strand break repair via homologous recombination. Gene Ontology annotation, molecular function: ubiquitin-protein transferase activity. Gene Ontology annotation, cellular component: Smc5-Smc6 complex; nucleus. The coding region runs from base 49 to 795 and encodes 248 amino acids. Lineage: Eukaryota; Metazoa; Arthropoda; Insecta; Diptera; Cecidomyiidae. The transcript is spliced from 4 exons. The record is from RefSeq and is a predicted model, not a curated record.